Corythoichthys intestinalis (scribbled pipefish) is the source of this 988-nucleotide messenger RNA. Its product is annotated as THAP domain-containing protein 5-like. Lineage: Eukaryota; Metazoa; Chordata; Actinopteri; Syngnathiformes; Syngnathidae. Bases 65 to 349 code for a protein of 94 amino acids. The record is from RefSeq and is a predicted model, not a curated record. The transcript is spliced from 4 exons.
AGCAUGGCGCCAAGAACCACUCGCUCCAAAGUUGGACUACACUUCACCAGGAAAGAGAGUGAAAAUGAAAGGUUACGGCGGUAACAGAGAAGAUAGACGGAGAGACUUGAAGUUCUACCGUAUUCCGAGAGACCCGGAGAGGAGAGCCAGAUGGACUGCUGCAAUUCGACGAGAAAACUGGGCACCAAACGAUCCCCACAGACUAUGUAGUUGUCAUUUUAUACCUGACUACCUGACAUGGAAUGGAGACAAGACCCAUGAAGAUUACAAGAUUGAACCAAAUAUCAGAUCACGAAGGUACGACGGAUGGCUGGAUUGCAGCGGUUCGUCGGAAAAGCAUUUCUUAUGAUCAUAUUUCUGCUGGAAUGAGAGUGUAUUCCCCUCAUCUCUACUCUUGUAAGUUGAACGAUUUAUCCGUUUUGGUUUCAAUACGUUUUUUGUUUUUGUUUUUUUCUUUACUGUUGUGUAAAUCUGCCUCGGUAGCAAUGCUAACCUACUCCUCCUCAUCACCUACCUGUUGUGUUACUAGGAAAACCUGCAUAUGAAAUGCUGACAACACAUCCCGAUUGGUCACCAUAUCUCUUCUUGGGUUAUUCUGAGGUCAAGCGCACCACAUCGGAGCGUUGAGAGGUUGGAAAGGCGAAGAGUGCACGCUGAAACUUCAGUUUGCUCUGCUCUUACAAACACGAUCCCAAGUGUUAUGAAAAGUCAAUAAAAUAUGAAUACCAAAACAUGACUUGAACAACUUCUUGACAAACUGUAACUGCUUGUUGUUUACUUCAGGUCUUCAUAAUAAACAGGUGUAAUAAUUACAAAGUCAGGUGACUUAAUUUUGUUAUUCUAUUUGGAAUAUGCAUUGACAAUUUUUGGACAGUGUUGUAGACAAGAACUGGGACUGAUAAGUUGCAAUAGAUUUAUUUCAAGUAAUGCAAUUUCUCCAAUACGAUAUUUGAAUUGACAGUUUAAAAUCUUUAAAUUAGUGCAAACA